AUGCCUUCUCUGGGUUUUUUAUUUUUUGCAGUCGUGCACGGUGCCCACACUGAUUACAUCACAUUUCACACCCAAACAGCAGUAGUGAAUUUAUUUAUAGAAGUACUGUACAAGCAAGAAAAAAAAAGAAUGAAAAUUUCUUUUUUUCUUUGGUUCAGGUUCAAAUUUAAUUUUUUUAAAAAAGAAAACAAAAACAAAAACAAAAACAGAAACAAAACACCACCACUACCGCCAUCACUACCACCACGACUACCACGACUACCACCACCGCCGCCAUCCUCCCACGCACAGAGGCGAGAGGUGAAGAAAAAAUUUACGAUCUUCCAAACAAUUGAAGGGAAAAACACAUCAACUAAAAAGUUUCAUCUUAUUUAUAUAAAUUAA
Candida tropicalis MYA-3404 is the source of this 384-nucleotide messenger RNA. RefSeq lists its product as uncharacterized. The coding region runs from base 1 to 384 and encodes 127 amino acids. The record is from RefSeq and is a predicted model, not a curated record. Lineage: Eukaryota; Fungi; Ascomycota; Pichiomycetes; Serinales; Debaryomycetaceae. The transcript has a single exon.